ACUGCCACGCCCUGUGGUCGGCCUGUCCCGCGGGCACCGUGGCCGCAGGGAGCAGCCGCCAUGACGCCCACCCUCACGGCCCUGCUCUGCCUCGGGCUGAAUGUGGGCCCGAGGACCCGCGUGCAGGCCGGGACCCUCCCCAAACCCACCAUCUGGGCUGAGCCAGGCUCUGUGGUCCCCCGGGGGAGCCCUGUGAACAUCUGGUGUCAGGGCACCCUGGGGGCCCAGUGGUACCGUCUGCAAAAACAUGGAAGUUCAGUACCUGGGGACACACAGAGCCCACUGGGACCCGGGGACAAGGCCACGUUCUCCAUCCCAGCCAUGACAAGACAGCGCACAGGGAUGUAUCGCUGUUCCUAUCACAGCCCCACUGGCUGGUCAGAGCUCAGUGACCCCCUGGAGCUGGUGAUGACAGGAGCCUACAGCAAACCCAGCCUCUCAGCCCUGCCCAGCCCUGUAGUGACCGCAGGAGGGAACGUCACCCUUCAGUGUCACUCAUGGCAGGGACUCAAACAGUUCGUUCUGAUGGAGGAUGGAGAACACAAGCCCUCCAGGACCCUGGAUGCACAGCGACUCCCUAGUGGGCAGCCCCAGUCCCUGUUCCCUGUGGGCCCCGUGACCCGCAGCCGCAGGUGGACGUUCAGAUGCUACGGGUAUUUGAGGAAGAGCCCCCAGGUGUGGUCGGAGCCCAGUGACCCCCUGGACCUCCUGGUCUCAGGUGUGUCCGGGAAGCCCUUCCUCCUGAGCCAGCAGGGCCCUGUCGUGACCCCUGGGCAGAACCUGACCCUCCGGUGUCACUCUGACGUCGGCCAUGACAGGUUCGCUCUGACCCAGGAUGGGGGACGAGGCCUCCCUGAGAGCCUUGUGCGGCAGCCCCAAGCCCACAUUCCCCUGGGCCCUGUGAGACCCUCACACGGGGGCCGGUACAGGUGCUACGGGGGACACAGCCUCCCCUCCGAGUGGUCGGCCCCCAGCGACCCCCUGGACGUCCUGGUGGCAGGACAGCUCCCGGACAGACCCUCCCUCUCGGUGCAGCCGGGCCCCACGGUGGCCUCAGGGGAGAAGGUGACCCUGCUGUGCCAGUCGGGGAGCCCAAGGGACACUUUCCUUCUGUCCAAGGAGGGGGCAGCCCAGCCCCCCCUGCGUCUCAGAUCAAAGAACGGGGCACAGCAGAGCCAGGCCGAAUUCCCCAUGAGCCCUGUGACCUCAGCCCACGGGGGCACCUACAGGUGCUACAGCUCAAACAGCAGCGCCCCCUACCUGCUGUCACACCCCAGUGACCCCCUGGAGCUCCGGGUCUCAGGCCCGAAGUGGCCGGUGCUGGUCCUCGUCGGGGUCUCCGCGGCCUGCGCCCUCCUGCUGGCCGUCCUGCUGCUGCUCCUGCUCUGCCGCCAGCGGCUGCGCAGGCGCAGGAAGCCGGGUGCUGCGGACGCCGAGCCCAGGGACAGAGGCCCGCGGCGCAGCUCCGGCCCCGCUGCUGACGCCCAGGAGACCCUCUAUGCCACCGUGACGGACGCACAGCCGGAGGGGGUGGAGCCGGACCCCCAGCAGAGCACGCAGGACGAAGACGCCCCGGGGGGCACGCAUACCCAGGUGAGCCGCUCCAGGUCAAGACUCAGCAGGGGAGCGGCCACCUCUCAGGGGAUGUUGCUGGACCCGGACAGUCAAGCAGAGGAGGACAGGCGCAUGGACAGUCAGGCUGCUGCACCUGACGCCCCCCAGGAGGUGACCUACGCCCAGCUGAACCACCCGACCCUCAGACAGGAGACCCCAGCGUCCCCUCCCUCCCAGGCAGGGCAGCCCCCAGCAGAGCCCAGCGUCUAUGCGGCUCUGGCCACCCGCUAGCCAGGAGGGCCUGACCCGCACGGCAGGGGCAGACUGGCGGCACCCCAAACCUGCCCCCGUGGACAGUACCUAACGACCCACCAGCCUGGACUCCUCAAGUGGACCCCCAGGAGCUCCUGGGACCCUCUGGGAGCCCCUGAUCCUGCAGCAAGGACAGCCAAUACUUUUAUGUUUGGGAAAUAAAGCCACAGAUGUCUCAGUAAUCCCCGGGUGAAAUGGGAAAACCACGCGGGAGUGAGAGAGGGUUUUACAUUGAGUCAGAAGGGACGUGGACACGGCAGACCCGUGAAAUGGAAAGUUAGGAACCGCGGGUGAAUGUAUCAGGAUAUAGUAGGAAUGUAGGAAAACAGUCAGCAACCUAAGGUACUGUAUCAGGCGUGUGGGAAAAGCGUCACGUUCUUCCAAACGAAGGCAGAAGGAGGGGAAUACUGCUGGGAGCGGCACUAAGGGGACCCAGCGAACCUAGAGAAAAGUCAACAUUCCAGAGAACCUCGUUCUUGAAAACUUUAAUCACAUUUAUCAAUCCCAGCCGCACGGCCAAGGAAAAAAAGAGAGAAGGCCCCCACACCCCUCAUCAGGACAGCAGGGCAGGUGCCACAGACUGUGGGGAACAGACCGUUGUGAACCACUGCAGGCCAGCAAGGGACAGACUGCAGGCAAAAUGAACAAAAUCCUCAAAAAUAUAAUUUACCAAAAUGAUGGUGUGUAAGGAUACACACAAAAGCCUGAAUUGUCCUCAUUAUUAAAUAUGUUGAACCUGAAAUUUAAAAUUGUCAUGCAAUGUGAACUUCAGAAAGCUUAAAUGGUGAAUGCAUGUAAACACUUAUACAUUUAUGAAAUGCACACACAUACACACACACACAGGAACACAUACACCAAAGUCCCACAAGCCCCUCCUGACAAUAGGGAAGGAAGGAAGACUCCCCCCAGCACAUUUUAUGAGGCCAGAAGAACAUUGACAGCAAACCAAACAGGAAACUACAAUGUGGGAACAUCACAGGAAGCCCUCUUUGUGAGCCAGAUGUGGACCCCUAAGCAAAAGAGCCGCAUAGAAGAUGCAGUGAUGUACGAAAUGGAUGUAGAUAUCACAUCAUGACCAUGCUGGUUAUGUUUUUUUUUCAGGAAUGUGUGGUUAGUUUCAUAUUCAAAAAUCAAUUGAUACAAUUCAAACAUUAUUAAAAGAAAAAAAUAGAAAAAACAGGAUUUAUAUAUAAAUGGAUGCAAAGCUUUUCAUAAAAUACAUCCCCAACUUGAAAUGGAAAAAAAAUAAAAGACACCUCAGACAUGAAAGGGAGUUCCCUAACAUCUAUCAGAGUAUCAUUAAAAAUCUACAAGGGAAAUAACUUGGAAAAGUAAAAGCUUGAAGUUUUUCUGCUUGCGAUUAAGACUGAGACAAGGAUAUUCACUAUUCUGUAGGGCACUUGAAGAUCCAAACAAUUAAAAUUUUU
Messenger RNA from Manis pentadactyla (Chinese pangolin), 3293 nucleotides. Its product is annotated as leukocyte immunoglobulin-like receptor subfamily A member 6. Gene Ontology annotation, molecular function: inhibitory MHC class I receptor activity. The transcript has 12 exons. Gene Ontology annotation, biological process: cytokine-mediated signaling pathway. The coding region runs from base 61 to 1845 and encodes 594 amino acids. The record is from RefSeq and is a predicted model, not a curated record. NCBI's taxonomy places the organism in Eukaryota, Metazoa, Chordata, Mammalia, Pholidota, Manidae.